Messenger RNA from Pan troglodytes (chimpanzee), 4532 nucleotides. It is a transcript of the gene GMFB, whose product is annotated as glia maturation factor beta. Gene Ontology annotation, molecular function: Arp2/3 complex binding; actin binding. Gene Ontology annotation, biological process: negative regulation of Arp2/3 complex-mediated actin nucleation; actin filament debranching. The coding region runs from base 498 to 926 and encodes 142 amino acids. The transcript has 7 exons. The record is from RefSeq and is a predicted model, not a curated record. Lineage: Eukaryota; Metazoa; Chordata; Mammalia; Primates; Hominidae. Gene Ontology annotation, cellular component: cortical actin cytoskeleton.
AACCAAGUCCUGGAAGGCAGCCGUGGUCAGAGGUGGGGUUCUGGAGAGGGUGGGAGGAAAGGAGGUGUGCCUAGAUUUGAGGGAGAUCAAAUUUGGAAGGUAGGCUGCGGUCAGUACACACAGUUACCAUUGAAAACAUUGAUGUCACCAUUAACAUGCUCUCAGAGCUUGAAGACUGUGAAAAAGGUCCGGAGAACUGGCAUGACUUUUAAGUAUGCACCUUGGGUUUGUUUCUCACUUGCAGCCAGGCAGAGCGUCGUCCUCCUCCAGAGGGCGCAGGGAAAAGAAAAAAAAAAAAAAAAAAAAUCAGGCGAUCGCAUUCUGUCUAAUUUUGAGCCGCGCCUUUUGCCGUCCGCCAUCACGUGCCGGCCCGCUGAGGCCGCGUUGAUAGGUGGGGGCGACUGGGCCAGGCGCCGGGGCAGGAAGGGAGGCGGCCGCCGUGCCAUUCUUAAAGGCGCCCGAGUGAAGGCGACAGGCCGCUGACGGCCGGAAGGAAAAUGAGUGAGUCUUUGGUUGUUUGUGAUGUUGCCGAAGAUUUAGUGGAAAAGCUGAGAAAGUUUCGUUUUCGCAAAGAAACGAACAAUGCUGCUAUUAUAAUGAAGAUUGACAAGGAUAAACGCCUGGUGGUACUGGAUGAGGAGCUUGAGGGCAUUUCACCAGAUGAACUUAAAGAUGAACUACCUGAACGACAACCUCGCUUCAUUGUGUAUAGUUAUAAAUAUCAACAUGAUGAUGGAAGAGUUUCAUAUCCUCUGUGCUUUAUUUUCUCCAGUCCUGUUGGAUGUAAGCCUGAACAACAGAUGAUGUAUGCUGGAAGUAAGAAUAAGCUAGUCCAGACAGCUGAACUAACCAAGGUAUUUGAAAUAAGAAAUACCGAAGACCUAACUGAAGAAUGGUUACGUGAGAAACUUGGAUUUUUCCACUAAUGUGAACUUCUGUGUUUCUAAAGUAUUUAUGUAUUAACCUGACCAUACUGGAAUCAGACAUAAAUACUUAUUUAUGCCUAAAAAUGCACUGUUACUUACAGUUUGUUUCCUGCAGUAAAGAAAAAUUCUUCAUUUGUGCAAAAUUUGAACAAAGAGGAAAUCAUCUUCAUACUAAUGAAACUUUGUAAAGUGUUUCCUUAUAUUGGUAAUUGUUAGGUGGACUACUUUUCUCCAGGGACUUUUUGCACUCUUGUGACUAAUUUCUAUAACUUAUGGUUCGGAAUUUGUUACUAUUUACAGACACCAUUGGGAAGUGGAUAUAUUAGAUUGUGAGAGACAACAGUUGCCUCCUUUUGACAAAUACUGGAUAUUAGCAGUUUAUUUAUGAAAAUAGCGUAUUAUCACUUGUCAAAUCAUUGAAAUUCAUUUGGGGUCAAAGACUUGAGUGACCCAGUAUUGAGCCAUGAAUAAUUUAGUGUAACCUGUAUUACAAGUACAUUGAUGAAUUCUGUAUCUUCUUUGGUUUCCUGUAUCUUUUUAAUCAAGUCUAGAAACUAUGUUCAUCAAUCACUCAUUUUUAAGGUCGGGAGUUAGAUUUUAUGAUAGAAUUAUGACUGUUAGCUUUUCUCCUUAUAGCAUCUUAGUCUUAGAAAUUGGUGGGUUGUAAUAAUCAAGGGCUUCAUUCCUUUUAUGUCAUUUCUAGACAGUUUUGAAUCUAGGUUAAUAACACUUUAUUUAUAAAGCACCUCUUAAUGUCCUGUGAACACUAAUUAUUUUAAAUGUGUUAAUACUGUGCCUUUGAUUUGUUAGCUUUAAAGUUAGUUUAAGACUUUUACACUGCCAGUAUUCCAGAUUUGGUGAAAUUAAUACCUUUUUAAAGGGUCCAAAUAAAAUAAUUUUCUAAUGUGUAUAUCUGAAAUUUGUAAUAAAAUCAACUUCAUAUUUUAAAAAUUCCAACUAUCUGCUUGCAUUGGUGAAUAUAUGGCAGUCGAGAGUUAUAAUUUUGGGUAUACUUGUGGUUAGUUUUGUGCCAUAGGAAAAAAUUAUCUUAAAACUUUGGCCAUAGUUAAUAACAUUAACACUUCAAUAGCAAUCACAUCUUAUAUCCUAAAUGUCAGAAGAUAUUCUGAAUUGGAUGCCUGAAUAGUUAACUAAACCAGUCUUGUUAGAUGAUGGUACUGUUGGCAUAAAGCAAGGAUUCUGAUAUUUGGCAUACUUGUAAAAACAAAUACAUAAGUAACCAUUGAACAUUAAUUUGAUAAUAGGUCUAGAGACUCUAAAAACUAACCAAACUUGGUGAGUGUAUUCUUAUAUUAAGAAUAUCUUAGUCAUCUCAAAACUAGCAAAAUUUAAAUUUUGGCAUGUUUUCCAUUCAUAUGUUCUUUGCAUUUUAUUUUUGAGGUUUCUGUGAGAAGUAAAGAUAGUUGGAAUUUUUGCGAUAUUGAAUAGAACAUCUUCUGUUCCCAACACUGUUUGGCUUCACUAAUUUAGAAGUCAGGAAGCAAUAGAAAGUUGGAGAUGAGGAAGUGCUAGAGUAGGUGUUUGUUUUGGUUCUUGGAGGGAAAAGAUUCUUUAUUCCAAUUUCCAGAGAGAAGAGAAAACUCACCCAGGAAGUUUAAAAAUUCUUUAAACAGGUAUUUUGAUAUUGGAGAAUAACAUGCAUAUAAUUCUGUAGGAAUGCACAUGUAAUCCAAGUGAGUGGAGAGUGUUUUUAAUGUUUUUGAAUGAAGGAAAUGAGGUUUUGUUUCACCUGGUUUGCAGCAGUAAGAGAAACUAGUGCUGCAAGAAUGUAUUUUUUAAUGAAGUUCCUUAUUUUGUCUUGCAUGUUUUAGUUUUGCUUAUUUUUAAAUUUGGAGGUCCUCCAUAAUGUCAGAUAAUAUUGACCUGCCAUACAUUAGCACUCUUAGUUCCGCUACUGUCUUUAACAGGAGCAAAGAGCUGUGAUAAACCAUGCUUUUUUGAGCUUGUCUGACUCCUAAUUAAUAACAUGUUUUUGGCAAGACAACAGAUUGAGGUUAGAGGAUCAGUAGGACAUUUUUAUUCCAUCUGUCCUAUGGGGAGAUUUACAAAUCCCGUGCUCUAAAAUGUUCUCAAACAUUUAUAUAGAUUUCCCUUUCAUCUUACUAAAUUUUGCAUUGUUCUUUUCAAGUAUGUUUCGUAUUUACUGUCUUUUUUUCUGCCAUUUCCCAAAUAAUAACUCCAGAUUUCAUAAUUCCAGUUUUUACAUUCCGUUAUCUUUCUGGUACAACCAUUCCCAUUCAGCCUUAAAUCUGAGUCCUUUUUAGCAGCAACUUUUUUCCUGGGAUCCUCCUUUGUGGUCUUCUAAGUCAGUGUUAGUUUUGAAAUUUUUGGCCCUGCAUAAGUUCUGCAUAGCAUCUAAUGUCAAAAUAGAACCAACUGGUAAUCACAGUAUUAUUUAGUGUGGUUUCCAUGACAACAAAAAUACAUAUGAAGAAAACUUCUCAGGUUACUAUGCUGAAAUUCCAAAAUGUCUGAGUUUUGAAUAGUGAUCACUUUGUUCUGGUAUUGACGCAAUUAUAUUAGGAAAAAAGUUGGUUGACUGUUUUUGUUUAAUUGACUUCUAAAAUGUUCAAAUUGUCUAGUUCUAAAAGUUUACUAAAUGCCUAGUGCAGUUAAACAUACUCUUGUUUAAGUGUGUGUUGCUAAAUUUUUUACUGUCAUUACUAAAUAAUCUGUGUGGCAAAAUGUGUGUCAGCACUUUUCCCUCCUUUUUUAUCUCCUAUUUUCAGGAGUCAAAUGUAGCCAUAAACUGUAUCCUUGUCUGACACUUUAGCUAAAAAUUUCCAGUUAGGGGAGUUUAUUGCCAAAUUAAAUUUGGCUGUUUCCCCCCAACCCAUAUAGAUAUUAAGGAAGGUGUACUUAAAAAAUGUUUGGACUGCUUUUAAAACCUGAGCAAUGUCAUUAAUCCAUAUGUGGACUAGUGAUGAAUAGAUAUUUUCAUAAGAGUUUAAAUGCUGAUAUUUGGUGGAAGUAGAGAGUAACUCAUAUUCUAUCAAUUCAAGUAUUCUUACUAUGGUUGCUUUCCCUAUUUGUUCAAUAGACUGAUAAUACUGGAAUUUAUAGAGUUUGAGCCAUUACAACUUUUGUGAGGAUGUGUUUCAAACAUUUCUGGACAAAUCUUAUUUUGUAUUUCUGGAAGAAUGUAGUAAUCUUCUAGACCGCUUAAAACCAAUGCUCCCAAGCUGAAUAUUCUUGAGAAAUUUGUUUUUAUUAUGCCAUUUGACAUGUCAAAUCAGUGCUCAUAUACAGUAAACUUGUGAUAGAAAUUGUAUUUUAUUGCUUUUUGGAGUAUAAUUCAUAUAAAUAUAAUUACUUGAAUAUUGUUUGAGAUCAUUAACAUGCCAGGGCAGUUCCCACUGAUUUAGAUGGUCCAAGAUAAUCUCAUUCAGGAGGCUUGAAACAUUAAUGGUUUAGUCUUGUGAAUUUUAACAGUUCUCUGUCAUCGUUUAACAAAACCAACAACUGACACAACUCCUUAAGCUGUGGUUUCAGUCUCUGCUAGUUCAUAUUGCAUGUUUAUUUUGGACAGUCUUUUGUUAAGCAUGGUGCUUGUACUGGUUUAAAUAAAAUGUUAACAUUAAAAGA